AUGUGUCAAUGUAUCAUCUGUCAUGUCACCUGCGAAUUUAGGGCUGACUGCAGUGGGUGUGUCGGUGUGCUAAAUUUGGUGCAUAUAUUAUUGUUCUGUUUGGUUGGAAGACCGGUUGUUUACGAAAAUUUGUUUACCAAAUAAGGUUUUUGGUCUGUGAAAAAUUAUGGAAGACUCGAAGAAUCAGGGGAAAAGAGUCAGGCAAUUAUAAACUGUACUAAAAUGCUGAUGUGUUCCGUCUGACGUGAUAAGAGCACGUUUUACCAAGUGAGGAACAGCGUGAACAAAUUUUUACUGUGAGCACGUUCAGACACAUAUAUAUCGAGUGUCAGAAGUGUAAACGUCUGCUGGAAGAAUGAGCGUUGCGGCGUACAGUGCUAUAAUCCAGGGGCCACUUGCGUCGUACUUGAAGCACUCGAAAACCAUCGGUGGGGAUGUCGCGGCGCAAGCCCAACAUGUCGAGAAGCUUUUCCAAGCGCAGCUGCAGUUCCUGACGCACGCGGCGCGCAGCCAGCCGCCCGGCCAGUCGGAGCUGUCCUCCCUACUGCAGCCCACAUCGCAACAGAUCACGGCGAUCCAGGAGCUGCGCGAGAAGGGCCGCGCGUCCCAGUUCUUCAACCACCUGAGCGGCGUCAGCGAGAGCAUCCCAGCGCUCGGCUGGGUUGCCGUCAGUCCAGCACCUGCACCCUACGUAAAGGAGAUGAAUGAUGCCGGACAGUUUUACACCAACAGGGUGCUCAAAGAUUGGAAAGAAAAGAACAAGGUGCACGUGGAGUGGGUGAAGGCGUGGGUGCAGACCCUCAACGAGCUGCAGCAGUUCGUGAAGCAGCACCACACGACGGGCCUGGCGUGGGGGCUGAAGGCGGGCCCCGGGGCGCCGCCCCCGCCUCCCCCCGGGGGCAUGCCGCCCCCGCCGCCCAUCGGCGAGCUGAGCCUGUCCGGCGACCCCGGCCAGGACCGGUCCGCGCUCUUCGCGGAGAUCAACAAGGGCGAGGGCAUCACCUCUGAUGUUGGUGUUUGGACAGCCCUGAAGCGAGUGACGCCGGACAUGCAGACCCACAAGAACCCGGGCCUGCGGUCAGGGCCCGCGCCGUUCAAGGCCCCCGCCCCGUCGACCGUGCUGGGGGGCCCCCCUGCGGCCCGGCCGGGGGCCGACAAGCCCCCGAGGCUGGUCAAGGAAGGCAAGAAGUGGAUGGUGGAGUACCAGAAGGGCAAGCACGACCUGCUGGUGGACGGCGUCGAGAUGAACAACGUGGUGUACAUGUACAAGUGCGAGGACUCGACCCUCACCGUCAGGGGCAAGCUCAACUCGGUGGUGCUGGACUCGUGCCGCAAGGCGUCCGUCGUCGUCGACAGCGUCGUCGCCUCCAUCGAGUUCGUCAACUGCCAGUCCGUGCAGAUGCAGGUGCUGGGCAAGGUGCCGACCAUCACGAUAGACAAGACGGACGGCUGCCAGAUGUACCUGAGCCAGGAGUCCCUGGGCGUGGAGAUCGUCAGCUCCAAGUCAUCCGAGAUGAACGUCAUGGUGCCCAAGAGCAGUGGCGAUUACGUGGAGCAACCCGUUCCAGAGCAAUACAAAACCACCAUCUCUGGCACGGGACUAAUCACCGUCGCUGUAGAGAGCAAAGGCUAAAUCUUAAACUGUAGACUAAGAAAUUUUUUUCCCAUGAAUUCGAUUUCAUCUGUAAUGUGGUGUGUGACUUCCCACCCCUCAUCCCCUCCACGGAGCUUGUGAUCAACCUCAUCCCCCCCCUGCCCCUCCCCUGCUGUUUCCAUCUCUCACAUUUUCUAGGUUAACAUGCUUGUAUUGUCAGUAUUGUCACAACUUAUGCCCUUUGCGGAAUACAGUGUAUUUAACAUCA
Bacillus rossius redtenbacheri is the source of this 1862-nucleotide messenger RNA. RefSeq names its product adenylyl cyclase-associated protein 1 (gene capt). Lineage: Eukaryota; Metazoa; Arthropoda; Insecta; Phasmatodea; Bacillidae. Gene Ontology annotation, molecular function: actin binding; adenylate cyclase binding. Gene Ontology annotation, biological process: cell morphogenesis; cytoskeleton organization; actin filament organization. The record is from RefSeq and is a predicted model, not a curated record. Gene Ontology annotation, cellular component: cytoplasm. The transcript is spliced from 10 exons. Bases 356 to 1633 code for a protein of 425 amino acids.